Molecule: messenger RNA, 1011 nt
Organism: Bubalus bubalis (water buffalo)
Lineage: Eukaryota; Metazoa; Chordata; Mammalia; Artiodactyla; Bovidae
Product: taste receptor type 2 member 10-like
Exons: 1
Coding region: 1-900 (299 amino acids)
Biological process (GO): G protein-coupled receptor signaling pathway; detection of chemical stimulus involved in sensory perception of bitter taste; sensory perception of taste
Cellular component (GO): membrane
Molecular function (GO): G protein-coupled receptor activity
Source: RefSeq, a predicted model, not a curated record
AUGCUGAGUAUAGUAGAAGGCCUUCUCCUUUUUGUAGCAGUUAAUGAGUCAGUAUUGGGGGUUUUAGGAAAUGGGUUUAUUGGACUAGUAAACUGCAUUAACUGUGUGAAAAAUAAGAAGAUCUCUACACUCAGCCUUAUUCUCACUGGCUUAGCCUCUUCCAGAUUUUGCCUGAUAUGGAUAAUAACUACAGAUGCAUACGUGAGAGUGUUUUCUCCAGAUACGUAUUUGUCUGGUAAUCUAAGUCAAUAUAUAGCUUACUUAUGGAUAAUUAUGAAUCAAUCAAGUGUCUGGUUUACCACCAGCCUCAGCAUCUUCUACUUCCUGAAAAUAGCCAACUUUUCCCACUGCAUUUUUCUCUGGCUGAAGGGUCACAUCACUAAGAUUCUUCUUCUUCUAAUGGGAUGUUUGCCCAUUUCAUGGUUAUUUACUUUUCCAAACAUUACAGUGCCUUUUAUUAAUAAUAUUAUGAAGAACAGAAGCACAACUGGGUUGGUCACCAUGCAGAAAAGUGAAUACUUUAUAAGUCAGAUUUUGUUCAAUAUUGGAACAUUUCUUGUCUUUAUACUAUGCCUGAUUACAUGUUUCUUAAUAAUCACUUCCCUUUGGAGGCACAACAGGAGGAUGCAAUUGAAUGCCACAGGAGUCAGAGACCCCAGUACAGAAGCACAUAUCAAAGCAAUGAAGAUUUUGGUGUCUUUUAUCAUCCUUUUUAUCCUGUAUUUUGUAGGCACUGCCAUACAAAUAUUAAGUGUGACAGUGCCUGAAAACAAACUGCUGUUUAUUUUCGGUAUGACAACCACCAUCCUCUAUCCCUGUGGACACUCAUUUAUCCUAAUUCUUGGAAACAGCAAGCUUAAGCAAGCCUCUUUGAGGGUACUGAAGCUAUUAAAGUGCUAGGAGAAAGAAAAACUUCUUAGAACUCCAUGACAGGCUUGGGGACAAAUGGAUCCACAAAAAGGUAGCCUAGUAAUGAAAUUCCUCAAGAUCUGUUUCUCUUACACUGUUUUC